AUGCAACAGCUUGAACUAGAGAGUAGAGUACAAACGGUGCACAGGCGUCUUACAUUGACGGUAUCGGUCUGUUUGAUCUUAUCGAUGAAAUUUGGCACGACACGAGGCGAAAGAUGGUCGCGACAGGUCUCGAAUAGCGAAUGGAUACCAUUGGCGAAUCCUAGGGCGGUGCAAACUCAAGUCGAGCAAAACGGCCCGUCUACUGGACGUUUGGCGAGCGGGAGCGCGCAGCUGCCUCAACUUCCUCAACUCUCUCUACCGCCAGCCCUUCAACAACAAUAUCAAGAGCAAUUAUUGCAGCUGCAGAAGACUCAGGAAAAUAUACAAAAGCUGUUGCUAUUGCAACAACAGCUUAGAGCUCAACAGCAACUUCUUCAGUCUCAAACGUUCGUACCAAGCGGGUUCAGCAAUGCGGACGAGGACAAGCAAUUGCAUCAAGUCAGAUUGGGGGACUCGCAGGUGGCGGAUCUUGCUUCCGAAGAUCUGGUGCCACCCCUCCCCUUAACCGACUCGUUGCCGUCGGUUUUUCCGCCGCAGAACUUCCUCCCUCAACAACCACCCAACCCAGCCACGAAACAGGACACGAGUCUACCUCAGGAAUUGGCUAAUUUGUCGGGGCAGGAUUUCAAGAACGAGCAGUUGUUGCAACAGAGGCCCAACGUAGGAAAUGUUGGACAGAUCGAGGGGAAUCAAAAGCAAGGCGCGAAACAGAUAAAGGAAUCAAGCCAAGUCGGCUUGGUGUCUCAAAGUGAGAGUGACCAAGACGAGGACGAAGAGGUGCAAUUGGUCUACGUGCCGGCGGAAACUUUGGCGCAACGAGGGCAGCCUAAGAGAGGGCGUGGAAGGAAGCAGUAUCACCCUCUGCGUCAGCACCAGCAACCCCAACAACUGCAACAGAGCCAAGGCGUGGACGCGAUCGGACACGACCAGAACGCGUUUGCCCGUCAAAUAUUGCAACAGAUCCAGAUGGAGCGGGAGGAGAAGGCCCAAUUUUUGAAAGAGGAACGGAUGAAGGAGAUCGCGAGAUUGAACGAGGAGCAAAGGGCGUUGGAGCGAAAGGCGCGGCUUCAACAGGAGGCACUGCAGAGGGAGCAAGAGUUGCAGAGGCAACGGGAAGCGGAGAAGAAGAAGAAAGAGUUGGAGAGGUUGGAAGAGUUGGCCAAGCAACGGGAGUUGGAGAGGAUCCGAGAGGCGAGGGAGAAGCAACGUUUGGAAGAGCUGGAGAGAAGGAGAUUGGCGGAGGUCCGGGCGAAAGAAGAGAAAAGGCGAGCCGAGGAAGCGAGCAGGCAGAGGGAAGCCGAGAGAUUGGCCGCAUUGGAGAGGCAGAAGGAACUGGAGAGGCAGAAGGAACUGGAGAGGCAGAAGGAACUGGAGAUCCAACAGCAACGAGAGCGUGAGAACGAGGGCAGAGUGGAGCAGGCCGAGAAUCGAGACGUUCAAGCUCAGGCUCUUCCUUUGAUCAGAAAUCAAAGCCAGCAAUUGCAUCGUCAACAACAAUUGUCGGAAACGCCUAAACAGGUUAAAAGUAAGAUCAGAGGCAGGCAAAGGCAGAGGCCUAAUUUCCAGGAUCAGCAGAGUUAUAGAGAAGCUAGCACAACUCUUUCCCCUAAUCAGCCUCCUCUCUCGGUAUACAUGGGAAGUUCCAGCUCGAAGACAACCAACGUCAAAGUUUCUGACGUGUUGAGGAUAUUGAAGGACGCGAAGACGAUAGCUGUUUUGGACACGGUUGGCCCGGAUACACCUCAAGUAUUCGUGGGCCCAACCAGUUUAGAUCCCCCACCGGGUUACGCCAAGUUCGAUCUUCCCUACCUGUCGUCCAUCGAUCACAAUCGCGUGGAGAGGAGGGUCGAUAAGUUGCCUUUCUUCGUGGCGCCGCUCAGCUUCGAUCCUCCUGCAGGAUAUUCCAAAAUCCCUUUCCCGGCGCCACAUAUAGGAUCGGUGGUGGUGAACACGUUGGAUAACACCUUGGAUCCCACGAAAGACAGAGACGAUCCCAAUCCAAGCCCGACACCUCUUAUAGAGCCUAAUUCCUAUUUGGACGGUUUGGACGCUGUCUCUGAUUCCACUACUCCUUCGUACGAGCCUCAGACGACCAUAAGUUAUCCCGAACCGUCCAAUACUCCCAAAUACGAGCAAACGUAUUCGACGCCACCCGCCGGAUAUUCGUCCGGAUCCAGAUUCAGGUUCAGACAAUUUUACGCCGACGGUAAACCUGCUUCCGUAAUCGGUACUUCUUACUACGACGAGCAGAAAACCGCGACGAGGAAGGACAAGUAUUAUAUCGACGAAGGUUCGAGAACUACGGAGAUUCCCGCGCAAAGUGGCAACGUUGAAACGUCGGUGAGUCGCGCGGAAGAAGUUUCGUAUUCCACGACGCCCGCUUUCAAAGAAGAAACUAUAGUCGGUCACCAAGACCCGUCGGAUCAACUGGCGUUAAUUAAUGAACAGUUGGCCCAGCAGAGGGAGAAAUACAACAGUGGUGGACAGUAUGGCGAGCAAAAGGUCUCUAGCGGCCAGGCUGGUAGUUUCAACGGUGAAAUCGCUAGCGGUGACGUUAACGACGUUAGAGAUUCCGUUGGGCCAACGCAGUAUAGCUUGCCAGCCGAGCUGCCCGCGAUCUCUCCUCACCUCCCUGGUCUGGUCAACUCACUGUUGGAUAAGAGCGAGGCGAAACUCCAUACCACUACUACCAGCACGACAACUACGACCACCACUACGACUCAACGUAUACCCACGACCACUUAUAGGCCUCGCAGUAGACAAAGAAGCAGACUAGUUUCCACGAGGCCGAGAACGACGACCGAAACGACUCCAUCGAGCAGAACGAAUGUAGAUAGAAAUCGAAGACCGUACAACAGAUCCAGAUCUAGAUUCACGACUACUACGGAAGAAUAUCACGAAUCCGCUUACGAGCCAACUAGAUCCAAAAUUCCAGAGACUACGGUGAGAUAUAACGGGGAGCAUAGGAGGCCGACGAGCAGAACGCAGAAAUAUAGGAAUCGAGAUAAGAUUAGCCAGCAAUCCGAGGUUCAGAACAAACAGACGCAGCAAUCGUACGACACCAUCUCCCACAGCGAUUCGAAUCCCCCGACAUCGAAUGGUUUCCUCCAGCAGACGGGACCGGACUCGAGUAAUCUUCGUCACUUCGAUUCGUCGUCGAAUCUGAACGACUAUACCCCGGAGAAUUAUCCGUCCACCACUGUCAGCACCACCGAAAAUUAUCCAUCUUUCCACGACGUCACGGUGAAUCACGGUUCCGCUCUAAUUUCGGAAGAUUAUUCAAGAAGUCAAAGUUAUCCUCAAACGAUUCAAGAAGAUUACCGAUCAACCGUGGAACAGAUUGGUAUAGAAAAGAGUCCAGUGAAUGGAUUUAAUUAUCAAGCUCAAAGCGGAGAGCCGUUGGAUCAAAGAUUACUCGAGAGAACGAAGGAUUAUCAGUUGGAUGGAAAAGUAGAGAACGGCGACUAUGAGAUAUCCACCACCGUUGAUCCAACAAGGUUGAGGACAUCGGAAGAGCAACGUUACUCGUCCGUCUACAACGUGAACGUACCGCAGACGCAGCCAGAAUACAGUUUAACUGGACAAGAUAAUCUGCAUCACGUGGAGAACGAGAAGAUUCAAACCGGUGUUAUCGAUAGUAAUCCUAACGAGCAGCCGAUAUUUAUCCCGUUGCCGGAGAAUAAGCAAGAGGAUUACGAGUUAUCAAUCUCCUCCACGGAACUUCCAUUGCUAGAUAUAACAACCGACACACCGACGACAAGCACGACUCCUGUGAUAAUUCGACAACGAGUACGAGGACGUAUAGGCACUCGUUUGCAUCACGAGCCUUCGGUUCAGACUCGUAACAAAGGUUCGCAGGACGAGUAUGUUCGUUUCAACGUGGUAAACGAUUCCUCUCGAACGAUAUCGAGCAGACAGAGAAGUAGAUCGAGAUCUCGUACACCGAGUCACGGAUCACAGGUUCAGACCGAUGGUAACGAGUACAUUAAGAUCCACGCGUUGCAACAGCAAAGGUUAGUCGCCACAACAACACCACCGCCAUCUACCACGACCACUACGAUCAGCUCAACGGAAGAGGACAUCGAUUACGGAUUUAUAAGACCACCGAAUUUCCGACCUGUACAUCCAGUGGACAAUAGAUUCCAGCAACCGAUCACGUAUCGACCUCAUUUUCCAGAGGUGCCUCAGCAAUCACUGCUACUAAACGAGGACGAAACCGCAUUGGAAUCGAGUCCCCCGCAAUCACAGCUGUUGAAAAAUCGUCAAAAGUAUCAACCAACUCCCAAUCGUCGUCCAUCGGUAAAAGCGACAACCGUGCCGCCAUCUACAACGACUAUGGAAGCCGUCACUACUACCGAAAAAAUACCUGUUGCCACGGUGCUUCCUGACGACAUGAUAUAUACGGUGAAAUCGAAGUCUCGGCCGGACGAAGCGAAAGAGAUCAGAGUGAGAGGUAGAAUUCGUCGACCCGGUAGAAAACGCGUAACUACCACGAGCACAACCGAAUCCGUGUUGGAGGCGCAUAACGAGCUGCCAUUGGACGAAAAUUAUCCGCCGAUACGACCACAAGCCGUAACCACAGAGCAUCAACAGACAGUGUACAACGAUAAUUACAAUAACAACGGAGAAUUCUCCGAUGGUGCGCGUAAUCCAACUGGACAACAAUUCUACGAGACUUCUAGCGAGAACUACCCGGCAGAAUUCAUGCUGAACUUCGGUAACUACCCGUCCCAACCAGUUCAACGUGACGAAUACGAUCAGGCGCAGUUGGCCAGCGACGCGCCAAGGAAAUACUCGAGCCAAGCUUCAAGGACAAGCACGUCGGCGGCCAUCGACAAUCGUCGGACAACGGUGGACAUCUACGGGGCAGAGAGCCAGUGGUCCACGAAACUGACGAGGACCUCGUUCCAGCCGAGUUUCUCGUCGAAUCAAGUGAAUUCGGGGGUGGCCUCGAAGGGUGGCCAUGCCUGGUCGUCCAACGACGACUCCUCGAAAAACGCCGAUCUGCCGGAUAUAAUCACCGCUCCGCCGGAAGUGUCGUCCGUCACGUUGAUCGUCUCCUCGGACGACAAGAGGAUGAAGGAGGAGGAGGGGAAAGAGGAGAAGGGGGAGGAGGAGGAGGACGAGUCCACGUUGAUGGGCACCACGAUGUUCGGUAUGAAAACGCAGGAUCACACGGAGAGGAUAAACGCGAGGGUGACGGCCAUCACCGACGGUGCGUCGGCGAUUAAAGAAAAAAGAAACGGAAGCGAGGUUGGUGGCAAGGAGACGAUGGCAGGCGAGGUGGAGAGUUCUACGAAGCAAUUGAUGAUGGCCACGGAUUUGCACAAGAUUGGAUGGAAGAGCGACAAUUCUACCGGUGCGAAAAAGAUUCCACGGAGGAGGAAAGUCCGCGUUCGAGUCAGACCGGCCGCCGACGAUUUUGUCACAGCCGAGUCCCAACACUUCAACUCCGCCCUUAACGGCUUGUUUCGUGAUCAGUACAAGUACAAUCCUGUCCGUCAAUCGAAACCCUCGGUGUCUUUCGCCUCGCCGGAGAAAUCCAUCCUGCAAGGUUUCAUAACCGACAUUCUGAAGAACGACGAGCCCACCGAAGCGGCGUGGACCGUGCAUCCGGCCAUGACCACCACCACAACAACCACCACCACAACCACCCCUCCUAUGUCGAUCGAAGACGAAGAAACGACAGAGACUCAGACCACCACGAUCCCAACCAAGAUCGAGGAGACAACGAUCGCGGAGGCACCUUUCGAUGAUUUAUUCGUAAAAUUGGUCAAAAGGCCGCAAGACACGGGGAAGAUGAAGGAGGAGAAGAAGGAGAAAUCGGAGAGGAAGAAGGACGUUGAGGGAGAAAUGGAGCAAGAAACGUGGGAAUCGUCGAAGAAAUGGAACCAGAAGAACGUUCAAAACACUGUUAACUUCGGUCACAUCGUUGGUAAAUAUAAAACCAACAGAGAGAAGGAUACGAACGAUACACUCACAGAAGGGGUUGAGAAAUUAACUGUUAAUGAAAAGGAGGCGAAAAGAAAGAACGAUAUAGUAGAAUCCGCGAACGAGACCGGAGAAGAGGAUCGUGGAGGAGAGUUCUUGAAACGGCAAAACGAGGAGGUAAAAAACGAGAAUUUCAAUCAUCCCAAGAAUCAUAGAGUUAAAUGGAGCGAGGUAAGGUAUCCGUCUGCCGUCUUCGAGCAGUCGAAACCUUCCCUCAACUGGAAGCACGAUUCUGGGAAGAUAGGUGGAAAAUCCGGAACAACGUCUAUCCCAGGAUUGGUGACGAGGAACGAGGGGGACACCAGCGUGAAGACGCUCUCCGAUUACGUCCAGGCGAUCUUCGAUACGAUGAAGAGCGCCGAGGAGGAGACGAGCACGGCUACCAACACGGAGAAUAUGGACGACGAAGUGACCACCACCGUCCUCCCUCCUUCGAACACGUUGCACCUCCCAGACCGAUCGAACGAGGAGAGAUUAACGAUGAAGGACGAUUACGAGACGACGAAGAUGACGACUACUCGGAUGAUCUUUGAGGAGGUUGAUGGAAACGAGGCGACCGCGAAUACCGAGGUGGAGAACGCAACGACGACGAUCUCGGACGAGGCAACGACGAGUACGUCGGCCGAGAAUAAUUCGGCCACCGUUCCUCCUUUCUCCACCACUUUCAAGCCGAGCAGCAGCCCCACUUUAUCGAGCAAUUCGACGGAAUCGAUAUUGGGCAAGGUUCUACGCACCUCGACGACCACCAAGGUCUCCCAUAUGACGGAGAUUUGCUACAGGGGCCGAUGCGUGAUGACGAGGCCAAGUCGAGAUGAUCGAUUCAGAUGA
Messenger RNA from Apis laboriosa (Himalayan honeybee), 6819 nucleotides. RefSeq lists its product as uncharacterized. Lineage: Eukaryota; Metazoa; Arthropoda; Insecta; Hymenoptera; Apidae. The transcript is spliced from 10 exons. Bases 1 to 6819 code for a protein of 2272 amino acids. The record is from RefSeq and is a predicted model, not a curated record.